GGCCAUUGAAGCGAGACGCCUCUGGGGGACUGGGGGCUAUAAAAACAGCCCUUGGGAUCUUCCCAAUCAUCAGUCAUUCGACAGCAUUGACCUAGUCACAAGUGUCCCUCAGAACCCGAUCCAGUACCAGAGAAAGCCAGCGAUCAUGUCCAGAGUGUGCCUUCCCGUCCUGGCCAUUGUGCUCAUCCUUGCCGGAUCCUCCGAGGCAGCCGGCCUGGAGUGGCCCUCCAAUUUGUUGGCUCUGAGCUCUGGCAAGUCCUCGCAGCUCCUGCCUCUGGCCAGCGAGGAUUCCGAAGAGCUUUCUGAGAGUCGUGCUGCCUCUGCUGCCGCUGCUGCUGCUGCUGCUCAAAGCGAGGAGAAGGAUCAGGAAGAGGAUUCUUCCUCCUCUGAUCAGCUCUCGCAGUCCUCCAGCGGCAGCUCGGACACCAUCGAUGCCCGCCUCUUGUCUGGAAUACCCGUCUCCGUGCCCCUGCCUCUGAUUGUGGCCGCUCGUUCCGGGCUACGGACUGUGCUCACCAUCCAGGAGCCCACUGUAGCCAAGGUGGGGGAGGUGGUGCAGCAUGUGCCCACCGCUGUGUCCCACCAGAGCCAGACCAUUGUCCACGACCACCGUCGCCUGGUCACCCCCAUCGUGGCACCGGCCGUGCGCACCACAAAACUGGUUCGCCAGCAGCCGCCGCUCCUCUGGACCCUGUCCUCCGCCGAUCCUCGCCUGGUCCUGCUCCGGAACUAAGGGCCCACUGAAGACCUUCGAGGGCCCCACAGUCACGGAAACCAAAGAACGAA
Molecule: messenger RNA, 786 nt
Organism: Drosophila pseudoobscura
Lineage: Eukaryota; Metazoa; Arthropoda; Insecta; Diptera; Drosophilidae
Gene: retinin
Product: retinin
Exons: 2
Coding region: 146-733 (195 amino acids)
Source: RefSeq, a predicted model, not a curated record